Phycodurus eques (leafy seadragon) is the source of this 2267-nucleotide messenger RNA. It is a transcript of the gene gjb3, whose product is annotated as gap junction protein beta 3. NCBI's taxonomy places the organism in Eukaryota, Metazoa, Chordata, Actinopteri, Syngnathiformes, Syngnathidae. The record is from RefSeq and is a predicted model, not a curated record. Gene Ontology annotation, biological process: cell communication. Gene Ontology annotation, cellular component: connexin complex. The coding region runs from base 522 to 1385 and encodes 287 amino acids. The transcript is spliced from 2 exons.
CGGAGGGUGUGUCUGUCUUGGUGAAUAUGGAGCGAGUGGAAACAAGUCAGGUCAAAGGAAGACUUUGGUUCCUGGUAACACGGGAGCGCAAACAACACAUUCUUACGCGCACAUUAGCUUUGCAUGAGAACCAAAAAAAAAAAGCGUCCCGAAGCUGAAAAGACGCAGGUGGAAGGGGAUCCUCAUGUACAGCAAUGCACUUUUCUAAGUAAUAGUCGAACGUAAAGAGCAGCGUGAGCGUGAGGCUGAGGAGGGAGGAACAUCCGGGCUGUCUUCUUUUUGGGGCUUUUCGGACCACACCCACAGGCGCAUUCGUCAAGCCUGCGCUCGUCUACCUGUCCGCGCUGCCAACCCUUCCAGUUGCACGGCGCAAAAGGACACCAAAAUAAUCGACAAAUGCGUUGGCAUCACGCUCGAUCCGUCGUCUUGUUCACUUUACAAAUGGACUGAGGCGUCUUUUGCCAGAACCUUGAAAAGACUAAGCCUUCCAAAGAAGAGAUAUCUGACCAACUACCAAAGUCAUGGACUGGAAGACAUUCCAAGCCCUCCUGAGUGGGGUGAACAAAUAUUCCACAGCCUUUGGGCGCAUAUGGCUCUCUGUGGUGUUUGUGUUCAGAGUGAUGGUGUACGUUGUGGCGGCCGAGCGGGUUUGGGGCGAUGAGCAGAAGGACUUCGACUGCAACACCAAGCAGCCGGGAUGCUCCAACGUCUGCUACGACCACUACUUCCCCAUCUCCCACAUCCGCCUGUGGGCGCUGCAGCUGAUCUUCAUCACCUGCCCGUCUUUCAUGGUGGUCAUGCACGUGGCCUACCGGAAUGACCGCGAGCGCAAGCACAGAGCCAAGCACGGCGAGAGCACCAAGCUGUACAACAACACGGGCAAGAAGCACGGCGGCCUGUGGUGGACCUACCUGGUCAGCCUCUUUGUCAAGACGGGCAUCGAGGUCGUCUUCCUCUACAUCCUCCACCACGUCUAUGACAGCUUCUACCUGCCCAGGCUGGUCAAGUGUGAGGUGUCGCCGUGCCCCAACAUAGUGGACUGCUACAUCGGCCAUCCCACCGAGAAGAAAGUGUUCACCUACUUCAUGGUGGGCGCUUCUGCGCUCUGCAUCGUCCUCAACAUCUGCGAGAUUAUUUACCUCAUCUCCAAGCGAAUCGUGAGAAUUGCCAACAAGGCGCAGAGACGCAAACUUAACCUCCCCGUGGUCCAGGACGACUACAUGGACAACCUCUUCAACAACUGCGUCCAGCCUCCGUCCAAAAUGGACUUGAAGGAUAAGCCUCCAUCCUUCAAUUCUGCAAAUAAACCAGCGUACAGAUUUUCCACGCUGAAGAUUGAAGACAAGAUUCGGGCCUCUGCUCCAAAUCUGUCUACUCCUUGCUGAGAGCCAAAGCCAAGGAGACUGAGGAUCAAAACCAUCAGCUGAGCUUGGGCAAUGAUUCCUUUGCAGUCUUCAAAACACACUAAGAGCUAUGGGCCAAACCAUAGUGUGCGUCAGCUCCUGUCACUCAGUGCUCUUGUCACUGAGCACUGAGCGAAGCUGUGGGCCCCUACGCCGACACCUUUAGACUCUUUCUGAGCAUCUGAACUUGGCAGAUGUCAACAUCCACAAUAUUUACAUGUCACCUACGGCAGAUUGAUUUCUUAUUGAUAUGUGGGAUUGUUUUGGAAUACAAUAAAAGUUGCAGGCCUUUCCAGUCACCCCUUCACACACAUUAUUCCCUCUACUUCUUGUGAGUGGACGGGAGGCAGACACUUGAGAUUGGACGCGCCUUGCCAUUCGCCUGUACGUUUCAUCCAGCUUCUCAAUUUCAUUCUGACGUGCUGGUGACGCUUGGAAGCAGCGCCCAAGUCACUGAAGAGUGGUAAUGAUUCUGGAAUCUGAGCGCAAACUAUGGCUGAGAACUGUACCUAAAAGUAUGUUAACUGGCUCAAAACCUGUUUUUUCACAGUUUAUUUUUUUUGGGGGGGGUGGGGGGGGUCUGGAUUUAUGAGGGUGACAAAGUGCAUUGCAUGUACAGUAGGUCCGUCAUGUAAACCCUCGAGCAGGCACAUUCAUGACUUUCGAAACAGCAGCAUCUUACUGUGCAUUUGUUUUGGCUUUUUAGUACACAAUCUCGCCUUCUCCGUGACCACUGUUGAUUUAAAUCAGCCAAAAGGAAUGUUGCUGAUAGUUCUGUGAUGGCUAACGCUACAAUGCUCCGAGAAUUGUAUUAUAUGUCAUUUUGGCACCUUAUUUUUAUACAUAUUAAAUAUAUUGAACAUA